AUGGUUAUUGAUACACCUGUUAUGGGUUAUGUGUCUACUUCUUUUACGAUUAUCUUUCCUGAAACUGGUGCCAAAGAAGACGUGUUUUUGUCUGCUAAGCAAGUUGAUGAAUUUGUGCAAGAUAGUGCAGAGUUGUUUAUUUUGUUGGCAACUUUAGAUGUUCAUGAGAAGAGAACAAUUGAAGAAUUUCCAAUAGUUUGUGAUUUUGCCGAGGGUGUUCUUGCGAAAGAUGAGUUUGAAAAAAGUGUGUUGGGUGAAGUUAUUUCCCCGAGUGAAAUUGGGUCGUGCAAGGGUAUCUUGCUUUUUGGUCCUCCUAGUACAGGAAAAACAAUGUUAGCCAAGACGAUGGCAACCGAACCAGGGGAAAAUUUCAUAAAUAUUUCAUUAUCAAAAGUUACUUCCAAGUAUCACGAGGAUACUGAAAAGUAUGUUGAAGCUGUGUUUUCUGUCGACCGCAUGUUAGGCAAGAGGGUAACUGAUUCCAAUAAUUCUAUGUAUAAUGGGGUGAAGACAAAAAAUUUAGCACAAUGGGAUAGUCUCAGUACAAAAGAGGAAAAUAGUGUUCUUGUUUUGGCAGCUACCAAUGGCCCGUUUGAUUUUGACGAGGCGGUUGUUAGGAGACUUCCUCGAAGGUAUAUGUUGAAUUUACUCGAUGCCGCAAACUGUGAGAAAAUUCUGAAAGUUAUAUUGGGGAAAGAACAAUUGGCAUCAGAUGUGAAUUUAACAGAAUUGACUAAUAGGACAGAGAGUUAUUAUGAGAAUGAUCUUAAGUAUUUGUGCAUGGAAGCUGCUCAUAUCCAUAUAAGAGAGAUAUUGGAGAAAGAGAAACAAUUGAAAGUAUCAUAUAGUAGUGCAGAUAUUCGUCCUUUAAAGAUGAAUGAUUUUUCGCUUUCAGGAAAAGAGUUUGCGGGAUCGGAUAAAUUCAACAUAUACCUUCGAGGAAGUCUCCUAACAACUGCCUCGUCAAGAUCAAACGGACGAUUGGUAGCUGCCAAAACAAGACACGAUUUUCCUCUCUAA
Molecule: messenger RNA, 1020 nt
Organism: Vicia villosa (hairy vetch)
Lineage: Eukaryota; Viridiplantae; Streptophyta; Magnoliopsida; Fabales; Fabaceae
Exons: 9
Coding region: 1-1020 (339 amino acids)
Cellular component (GO): mitochondrial outer membrane
Molecular function (GO): ATP binding; ATP hydrolysis activity
Source: RefSeq, a predicted model, not a curated record